Oreochromis aureus is the source of this 3964-nucleotide messenger RNA. It is a transcript of the gene slc4a5b, whose product is annotated as solute carrier family 4 member 5b. NCBI's taxonomy places the organism in Eukaryota, Metazoa, Chordata, Actinopteri, Cichliformes, Cichlidae. The record is from RefSeq and is a predicted model, not a curated record. Gene Ontology annotation, biological process: regulation of intracellular pH; transmembrane transport; bicarbonate transport. Gene Ontology annotation, molecular function: sodium:bicarbonate symporter activity; solute:inorganic anion antiporter activity; monoatomic anion transmembrane transporter activity. Gene Ontology annotation, cellular component: plasma membrane.
AUUUUCCUUAACAGGCUCUAUAGAGAAUAGGACUGAAAAUUUUGGCAUCUUGUAGUUUGUUACUCUACCUUACAAAAGGCAAUAUAAAUUUCUCUACACAGGCAAUCUCAGAUUCAGCUUCUGUCACAUCAGGAUGGAUCACCAUGACUGGCAACAGGGAAGAAGUAGGGGUCAUAGGCACUAUGAUGAUGAUGAUGAGGCCCAGCCAUUCUACAUCGGUGUUCCAGUUUCCCACCGGCGGAAAAGGCGCAGACAUCACUCCUAUGCCAGCGAUGCCAACCGUGAUUCACGACAUACACACUAUGAUCACCAUACACAGCGAGAACACUCACAUCGAGGAUAUUAUAACAAAGACGAGCACUAUAAUGAUGAAGAGGAUGGUGAAGAGUGUCGUGAGCAUGCCGAUCCUACAGGAAAAGGCAGAGGAGUAAAAAGAAUUAUUAGAAGAGUUGUCCAAGAGCCAAGGACCACUUCUGGAGAGCUACAAAAAGACCUGGAAUCAGCAGUGUCCCCUGCUGCCGAAAGGCUGCGCCACAUAUUGGGAGAAGAUGAUAGCACUCCAACACCAACAAUAUUCACUGAGAUGGAUACAUUACAGCAGGAGGGUGGUGAAUUAGAGUGGAAAGAGUCUGCAAGAUGGGUGAAGUUUGAGGAGAAGGUGGAGGAGGGAGGAGAAAGAUGGAGCAAGCCUCAUGUUUCCACACUCACCCUCCAUAGUCUGUUUGAGCUGAGAACCUGCCUGCAGACAGGAAGUAUUCUGCUCGACCUAGAGGGCUACUCACUGCCACAGAUCGUGGAGGAGAUUGUGGAACAGCAGAUAGCUGAUGGUCUCAUUCCUCCUGAUCUUAAGGAGAAGAUUAUCUUUGUGUUGCUCAGGAAGCAUCGUCAUCAGACCAAGAAGCCAAUCCACCGCUCUCUGGCCGACAUGGGAAAGUCAUCCAAUGCUGCGUCUAGCCGUAGUCCUCAGGUUAAUCUGAGUCGUAGCACUAGUUCAGCUUCUGGGAUCCACCGCUCCACAGAAGACCUACGUUCUCGGCAGUCAAGCAGCCUUGGCCGCCUGCGUGAGUCACACAAACACACACAUAGUAGAAGCAUGAAUGAUAUUUCAGACACACCAAGCACUGAUCAGCUUAAGAAUAAGUUCAUGAAGAAGAUACCUCGUGAUGCAGAAGCAUCCAAUGUCCUGAUUGGUGAAGUUGAUUUUCUGGAUAAACCCUUUGUCUCCUUUGUACGCUUGGCUCAAGCUACAACUCUGGGGGGGCUUACUGAGGUUCCUGUACCAACCAGAUUUCUCUUCAUUCUUCUGGGUCCUCAUGGCAAAACCAAAUCCUACAACGAGAUUGGCAGAGCUAUUGCUACACUCAUGGUGGAUGAUUUGUUUAGUGAUGUUGCCUAUAAGGCAAGGGACCGUGAAGACUUGAUUGCAGGUGUUGAUGAGUUUCUGGAUGAAGUGAUUGUCCUUCCUCCAGGAGAAUGGGACCCCAAGAUCCGUAUUGAACCCCCUAAAAAGGUUCCAUCCGCAGAAACGAGAAAGUCAGUGCUGAACUUGAAUGAGCUGGGUCAGGUGAAUGGUUUAGCUGGCGGAGCAGCUGGAGGUGAAGAUGAGGAGCUUCCAGCCCCACAUGAGUUGGGAGAGGAGCUGAAAUUCACUGGGAGGAUUGGUGGUGGAUUAUGGCUGGAUAUCAAACGGAAGAUCCCAUGGUAUUGCAGUGAUAUUUAUGAUGGUUUCCAUAUCCAGUCCAUCUCUGCUGUGCUAUUCAUCUACCUAGGCUGCAUCACCAAUGCUAUCACCUUUGGAGGACUACUAGGGGAUGCUACUGACAAUUACCAGGGAGUGAUGGAGAGUUUUCUUGGCACUGCUUUAGCAGGAAGUGUCUUUUGCUUGUUUGGAGGACAGCCUCUCAUCAUUUUGAGUUCAACUGGGCCCAUUCUCAUCUUUGAAAAACUGCUUUAUGAGUUCAGCAAAAACAAUGAUGUGGACUAUAUGGAGCUUCGUCUGUGGAUUGGCCUUCACUCGUGUCUGCAGUGUUUUUUACUGGUUUUUUCAGAUGCUAGCUACAUCAUCAAAUAUAUGACCCGGUUCACGGAGGAGGGUUUCUCCAGCCUCAUUUCUUUUAUAUUCAUUUCUGAUGCAAUCAAGAAGAUGGUCGGCGCCUUUAAAUAUUACCCAAUCAACCGUGGCUUCAAACCUGAUUACAUUACAGCUUAUAAGUGUGAAUGCAUCGCUCCAGACCAGGCACCUGCACUGGGCUUGAAUGCUUCAGCUCCACUUGCAGAUGAUAAUAUGACUCUGCUGUUUAACUUAACAGAUCUGGACUGGAGUCAGCUGAGUAAGAAAGAAUGUGUGAAGUAUGGUGGUAUGCUGGUGGGGAACUCCUGUAAGUAUGUUCCUGACCUGGCCCUCAUGUCCUUCAUCCUCUUCUUUGGCACCUACUCCAUGACAGUUUCUCUUAAGAAGUUCAAGUUUAGCCGCUACUUCCCAACAAAGCUUCGCACACUGAUCAGUGAUUUUGCCAUCAUCAUUUCUAUCCUGGUCUUCUGUGGGUUGGAUUGUUUGUUGGCGCUGGACACACCCAAACUGCAUGUACCCACUGAACUCAAGCCUACACGUAGUGACCGGGGCUGGCUGGUGAUGCCCUUUGGUAAGAACCCCUGGUGGUGGUAUCUGGCCAGUUUCGUUCCUGCUCUUCUGGUCACCAUCCUCAUCUUCAUGGACCAGCAGAUUAGUGCUGUCAUUGUCAACCGCAAGGAAAACAAAUUAAAGAAAGGCUGUGGCUACCACUUGGACCUGUUCUGGGUAGGUGUACUGAUGGCCGUGUGUUCUUUCGUGGGCAUGCCAUGGUAUGUAGCAGCCACUGUUAUCUCCAUUGCUCAUAUCGACUCACUGAAGAUGGAGAGUGAAUCUAGCCCUGGAGAGCAACCACAGUUCCUUGAAAUAAAAGAGCAGAGGUUGACAGGCACUUUGGUGUUUGUUCUAACAGGACUCUCAGUCUUUCUUGCACCUAUACUUCAGUACAUCCCCAUGCCUGUCCUUUAUGGUGUCUUCCUCUACAUGGGAGUGGCUUCACUUAGUGGCAUCCAGUUCUGGGAGCGCAUCAAGCUGUAUCUAAUGCCACCAAAACACCAGCCAGACUUCUCCUUCCUGCGUCAUGUCCCUAUGAGACGCGUCCACCUUUUCACCCUAGUCCAGAUUGUGUGUCUGGCUGUUCUCUGGAUCCUUAAGUCUACGUUUCUGGCCAUCAUCUUCCCAUUAAUGAUUCUCGGUCUCAUGGUUGUACGGAAGCUGCUGGAUUUGAUGUUCUCACAACAUGACUUGGCCUGGCUGGAUGAUAUCCUGCCAGACAAAGACAAGAAGAAGAAGGAAGAUGAGAAGAAGAAGAAGAAAGACAAGAAAGCACCAGAGCCUGAGAGUGAUGAGGAGGAGAUGAACCCCUACUCGACAGUCACAUCUGAUCAAAAUGAGCUAGACCACAGCAUCACUCUGCACCUGAAGAUCUCCUGUCCCCCCUCACGUGCCGACUCUGAACUCAGCCUCAGCCCUCCUCUGCAACACCCACAACACCAGCCUGUGCCCAGGGUCAGCAUCCGUGUGGAGUCCGAUUGCGAGGAGUCUGGCUUCCACUACAGACAGCAGCAGCACAACGUCUACCUGUCUGAUGACCGGCCACUGCCUAAAAUAGAGAAAGAAUCUUGCAGGAAAAUGCAAGAUCACUUUCACAACUCCUGUGCUGAAACCAUUUUGUAAAAACAAAGAAUGUUGAAAGGUGCAAAGUGUUGCUUACUGAUCACAGAUCAUGUCUAACAUCGUUUAAGUGAUUUUUUUUUAAUUAUCAGCUCUCAGGUCUGCUUUGGAAACCAGCUUCUUGUAGUUCCAAUGAUAAAAACCAAAGCAUAUUAAUGAAUGCACAAUCCCUCUCUGAAGCAAUUAGGUCACUGAUGAAUAGGUCAGUUUAAUAGGUCAGUG